Messenger RNA from Ylistrum balloti, 1032 nucleotides. RefSeq lists its product as uncharacterized. NCBI's taxonomy places the organism in Eukaryota, Metazoa, Mollusca, Bivalvia, Pectinida, Pectinidae. Bases 81 to 587 code for a protein of 168 amino acids. The transcript is spliced from 4 exons. The record is from RefSeq and is a predicted model, not a curated record.
CAGCAAGCUUAAAACCCAAAUGUAGAUACUUUUUCUGACAAACAGAAAGAUAGAUUGUGUUUAUAGUAAGAAUAACCGCCAUGUUAAAGUUCAGGGCAGACGCUGGCAGUAAUGAUGGUAGUUCACCAGAACAAAGAUGGCGGAAGGUAGUAAUAGCAAUGGAUGGAAGUGAACACGCCAAGUACGCCUUAAAAUGGUACGUGUCACAUAUAUAUCGACCAGACGACAGAAUAAUCUUGGUACAUGCUAUUGAAUCCCGUCUUGCCAGGAUCCUGACGGAUGAUGAGAAAGACGAAAGUUCAAAGACGGACGAAGAAGAAAGGAAACGACUGAAGGAAAAAUUAGAUUCAUAUCAACAACUCUUGGUUGAUUUCAAGUUGAUGGGAGAGAUCAAGACAGUUUCGGAUAAGUCAGCUGGGAAAGCGAUAUUGAAAGCAGUAGAGGAGCUAAACGCUGAUGUGCUGGUCACAGGGUCUAGGGGCCUUGGUUCGAUUCGGCGGGUAUUAUUGGGAAGUGUCAGUGAAUACCUGCUACACCGAGUACAAAUCCCCGUGGUCAUCUGUCGGGAGAGUUCGUCAGAAGUCUGAGGAAAUACGUCAGCUUUCCAGAGGCGUGUUUAGUUAUCGAACCAAAACGAUACUUUUUAAUAGGUCUUAUAUUUAGUGACCAUUCUGUUACUGGGUUGGUAAGAAAUACAUACAGUACCGUCUUCAGUGUUUAUGUCGUGGUUGUUCCCAAACACACUGACCUGGUAAAGGGAAGUAAUACAGUAUUGGCGUUUACAACUGUAAUUUUGUUCCCCCAUUACUUUCGCCAUUUUCAUUCACGAUAUACGAUAUUUUACUAACCUUGUGACAUGACAACAUGUUUUGAUUUUUAAAUUGACGUGUGGAUUUAAAUAUCAAUAUCAAACCUUGUGUAAACCCGCGAAUGCAAUAACAGUUUAUUGUGUCCUGUAAGGAUAACUUCUUAUCCCACUUAUCUGUCCAAUAAAAAAUAUGGGUACAAAGAAGAACUCUCUGUUGUAGUCCU